GCCCGGGUUAUGCUGAGCGGAAUGAGGAAAUUGACUCUUUUCGGCGUUGCGAUCGCUCAGGCGAUUCCCAAGUAAGCUUUGGCCGCAUUCUGGCAGCAAGGUCCCUUGGUCUGACAUGGGGUUGGUAGACUUAUGCUUCGGCUGAUAAUCAGACCUCUCUAUCUGUGGAACAGCAUAGAGCUUCUCCGGUGAUCUCAUUUCCAUCAAAUCCCGUUAGCCUUCGCCAGCCAAGCAACAGAGACUUUACCCCGUCCAGCUCCGAUCAAGGCACCUCGCAAGCAAACCCCGCACGAUAUAGUAGACAUACAGUCUACCCGCCAGGGUACUCUCCCGGGCACCCGUUACAAGUUGAGGGAGGAAACGAUGGUGUCAAUGCAAUGAUGGGGGCCGUGGAAGACGAACGACCAACUCAGGGCUUUUUUGGCAGCUCUAGUGCGGCCAGCUUUAUACGACAGAUCAAGACGGCGGUAGACGAGCGUGUCUCUCCGCCCGAUCGCCGCACCUCAGAUUCUAUACUGGGUAUUGCACCGUCAUCCAACCUAUUAUCUGCGAAAACGCCACGGCCGUCUACUGUAUCCAACUAUGUUCUUCCUCCGCGAAAGACGGCAGAUGGCCUCAUUGGGGUCUACUGGUCGUUUGUCUUCCCCCUGUAUCCCCUUGUGGACAGUAUCCACCUCAGAGCAGAAUAUGAGAAAAUCUGGACCGGAGAAACUCUUUACUCGGAUGAGAAUAUGCUGAUGUGCACGUUCAAUGUCACAUUUGCUCUCGCCUGUCAACUGGCUGACUUCAUUCCUCCUGGAGAACGAGAGGCUUCUGCGGAUGCGUUUUUUUCACGCGCAAAGGAUCUUCUGCAGUUUAACCUCUGGAACACGGGGUCGGCCGCUCUGAUUCAAUGUUUGCUUCUUAUGGCUCAAUACCUGCAAAGUACCGAUUCCGCUCAUCAAUGCUGGAUCGUGACGGGAUUGGCGAUUCGGAAUGCCCAGGGCCUUGGCUUACACCUUCCGCAAACAGUUGCUCGCCUCCAGAAUCCCCAGGAGCAACAGCUGGCAUGCAAGAUUUGGCACGGCUGCGUCUUGAUGGACAGAGUCAUCUCCAUGACCUUUGGACGUCCAGCCAUGAUCUCUACGGCCGCCUGUGCAUCGGUCCCCCUACCAAUCACAGUCGAUGAAGAAUAUAUACCCACAGUUGCUGGAUCUGAAGUAACGCAGCCAAUCAACCAGCCAUCUAUCAUAGCAUUCUAUGCAAAGUCCCUCGAGCUGUAUGAAAUUUUAAACGAGAUUCUCCUAAGUCUCUAUAGCCCCACCAUAGAGGAAACCCCGGAAGAUAUUUACAAUUUUUAUUUUGACAAGGAAUCAAACAAAGGAGAGCACACCAUCUUUGAACUUGAUCGAGCCCUUUCAAAAUGGUCCCGCAGCCUUCCGCCGCACUUGCGAGGAGAGCCGUGUCCUGGCUCAGAACAUACGGUCUUUUACCACCAGAGUGUGGUGUUGCGCGCAAGGUUUCUCCAUGUGCGAAUGCUACUUUUCAGGUCCACCCUGUCAAAAUACUGUACUGCGCGUGAUAUUGGGGCUUCAGAUCCACUCACUUCCCUUCGUGACUCUUUCCCUCACCGUGUCGCGUUACAAUGCUCGACCAUUUGUGUGAAGGUCGCGCAGGAGAUCAUCGGACUUAUACAUAGCAACCUGCCCAUGGAUGGUAGUCCAGGACCCCUUCCUGCAUGGUGGUACAAUAUUCUCUAUAUCUAUACGGCGGCCACUGUCCUUAUAGCAGGCCGCCUGUGUCCAACCAUCCUAGAAGAAGUAACGGAAGCUAAAAUGACCCAAUCUUGGAACUGCGCUCUGGAGGUUUUACGGAAGUAUCAUAGUUAUAGCACAUCGGCCCGAAGGUGUGUUGCGGCGCUGGAGAUACUCUAUGAGAGAGUCGCAUCAGAAGGGCCUCUGCCCAAUCUCUACCCGCCGAAUACAUUUGCGACUACUGCCGGACCGAAUGGCCUUCGCGAUUCCUCUUUUGGAGGGAGCAUUGAUUCUGCAUUUCUCGGUGGUCUUGACUUUCCCGAUUUUCAGGACAUGUCCUGGCUGAACAGCGUGCCAAGCAAUCUCUUCUAAUUGAUUCUCGCUGGACUCUUCGAAUACAACCUUCAAAAGUUCAUUUACUCGAUGAGUACAUCC
Aspergillus heteromorphus CBS 117.55 is the source of this 2168-nucleotide messenger RNA. Its product is annotated as transcription factor domain-containing protein. Gene Ontology annotation, molecular function: RNA polymerase II cis-regulatory region sequence-specific DNA binding; DNA-binding transcription factor activity, RNA polymerase II-specific; zinc ion binding. Gene Ontology annotation, cellular component: nucleus. The transcript is spliced from 4 exons. Lineage: Eukaryota; Fungi; Ascomycota; Eurotiomycetes; Eurotiales; Aspergillaceae. Bases 381 to 2105 code for a protein of 574 amino acids. The record is from RefSeq and is a predicted model, not a curated record. Gene Ontology annotation, biological process: positive regulation of transcription from RNA polymerase II promoter by galactose; DNA-templated transcription.